Molecule: messenger RNA, 6023 nt
Organism: Gopherus flavomarginatus (Mexican gopher tortoise)
Lineage: Eukaryota; Metazoa; Chordata; Testudines; Testudinidae
Gene: ENTPD1
Product: ectonucleoside triphosphate diphosphohydrolase 1
Exons: 10
Coding region: 53-1588 (511 amino acids)
Biological process (GO): nucleoside diphosphate catabolic process
Cellular component (GO): plasma membrane
Molecular function (GO): UDP phosphatase activity; GDP phosphatase activity
Source: RefSeq, a predicted model, not a curated record
CAGCUCAGAGUCAGCAGAGGCUGAGAAAGGAGGAGAGAGAACACUGGCACUGAUGGAGGAGCCAAAGGGUACCAAACCAAGGACAUCCUGGCCUAGAAAGGCCCUGCUCAUCCUGGGGUUCCUCUUUGCUUUGGCUGCUAUUGCCUUAGUCGCGAUGGCAGUGAGUCAGAACAAGCCACUCCCAAAGAAUAUUAAGUACGGGAUUGUGCUGGAUGCUGGUUCGUCUCACACUAACUUGUACGUGUAUGAGUGGCCAGCGGAGAAGGAGAAUGACACUGGGGUGGUGCACCAGGUGGAAGUGUGUAAAGUAGAAGGUCUGGGGAUCUCGGGUUACUCCCAGGACACAGAGAAAGCUGGCCUCUCCCUCCAGCACUGCAUGAAAAGAGCUCAGGAAGUGGUUCCAGAACACCAGCACAGAGAGACCCCUGUCUACCUUGGGGCUACAGCUGGAAUGCGGCUGCUCAGCUUGCAGAACAGAAGUAUAGCUGACAGGGUCCUCUCUGCGGUGGAGAAGACGCUGCGCUCAUCUCCCUUCAACUUCCAGGGUGCCAGAGUCAUCAGUGGUCAGGAAGAAGGAGCCUAUGGCUGGAUCACCAUUAAUUACCUGUUGGGCAACUUCAAGCAGCCUGGCUGGCUGAACUUUCUGCCUCACCUGAGAUCUAGCAGGGAGACAUCAGGGGCCCUGGACCUUGGCGGAGCCUCCACCCAAAUCACCUUUGUACCGGACCAAGAGCCAAUUGAAUCUCAAGAGAACUCACUGCACUUUCGUCUCUAUGGCAAGAACUACAAUGUGUAUACGCACAGCUUCCUGUGCUAUGGGAAGGACCAGGCUCUGCGCCUGAAGCUGGCCAGUGACCUACAGAGCACACAGAAUGGCAGCCUCCUGGAUCCCUGCUUUCACCCAGGAUAUUUGAGGAUUAUGAAUAUAAGUGACCUCUACACGAACCCCUGUAUAGCUAAUGGUGAGCAGCAGCUUCCAUUCACACAGCUUCACCUCCAGGGGAAUGGGGAUUACCAAAGGUGCCGAAUGACUAUCCAGAAGAUCUUCAACACUAGCCAUUGCCCUUACUCCAGCUGCUCCUUCAAUGGGAUUUUCCUGCCUCCGUUACAAGGGGAGUUUGGGGCAUUUUCCGCUUUCUACUUUGUGAUGAACUUUUUAAACCUGACAACAGAGAAGAGCCCAGUCCCUCUGGACAAAGUGACAAGCACUGUGGAAAGAUUCUGCUCCAGACCUUGGCACAAGGUAAAGGCAGAAUUUCCCAAGAUAAAAGAGAAGUACCUGAGUGAAUAUUGUUUCUCCGGGACCUACAUCCUCUCCCUCCUUGAAAAUGGCUAUGGAUUCACCAUGGAGAAAUGGCAAAGCAUCCAGUUCCUUGGAAAGAUUGGCAGCAGUGAUGCAGGCUGGACUCUGGGCUACAUGCUGAACCUGACAAACAUGAUCCCUGCAGAGAAGCCCCCGACACGCCCUCUCUCUCAUGCCAGUUAUGUGGGGCUCAUGGUGUUCUGCUCUCUCGUGUUGGUGGCUGUGCUCCUGCUUAGCUGGCUUACCUUCCACAAACCAAAGUGCCUGCAGAAGGGACUCAUUUAGGGAGUGGCAAAUCUCGCAGUAGAGGCUGUAAUGGGCCCCUGACACACCAGCUGCCGCACAGAGUUCUGAGGUCACCUGCAGAGCCAGCCUCACCCAGCAGAGUCCCUCUUGCCUUUCACUGAAGCUACUGCCUGUACAAGGGCAUUCAAUCUUCUCCUCUGGCUCACACCUGCACUGAUGGAUGCACAGGCUCCUCUUUGUGGAGAUGUAUCUUGCUGGGUCACAUAAAGCAGCAACUUUUCGGCUCCUUUUGCUGCAUGUUCUUUUUGCUCUUGCUUAGAGAGAGGCAGCAGUAAUCCUUGAGGGAAUUGCUGUCACUUGGAAGCGCCAAGCUGACUGUGGGGCUAAUCUCAGGAUUAUGCAGGAAGUCAUUGCACUAUGCAGAGAUCUAUUUCCUUUCCCUGGAGACGGUCCCCACAGCUGCUCAGAGCCUGUCUGAGCAGGGCAUCUGCACCAGCACAAACCAAGCUUGCUGCCCUUGGCCACCUUCAGCUCCUCGGGAGCAUGCUGUAUCCUAGCUCUGUCUACCAUGUAAAACCUGGAUCCCAGCUGCCCACUGCUUGGCUGGCCACACAGCUGGACACCAUAUGGGACAAGCAGAUGUGAGGGGGAAAGGAACAGAAGAUGUUGGGUCUGGAGGAGGCCAGCAGCCUUGGCUGAGCUCUGGCAAUGGACCUGAAAUACUAGGAGGCAAAAUGUUCCUUCCACAGAAGAUUGCUGUAUAUAUGAAAGGAAACCUCUUCUCUCACCACCUUCCAGAAUUUAUCACUGGCCCAUAGCAGAUCCCUGUCCAGAUUAAGUCUGAUGUAAGGGACCUGUCUAUCUGGUCACACACAUUCUUAGCCAGACACUGCUGAUCUCUCCAGGAACAACUCACAUUGGGCAAGGAUCAUUCGCAAACAGCUUCGAUUUAUAUUGUACCUGCAGACAGGGUUCCAUGGACACUGGACACUACAGCACACCAACAAGAUUCCAGCGCUUGCAGCGGGACCAUCUCUCUGGCAAUUCUAAUCACACAGAAACCUAGGCCCCAGAGAAGUGUUUUUAGUAGAUCAUGUUCCUUUAAAAGACACCUGGCACCAGUGUAAACUGAAACAUGCAAAUAUUGAUGAAUUGAUUCAUGCUUUGUGUUUGCGACAUGCAUGAAAAUUAGUCACAAUCUGAACGUUCUUUCCUUUCCCCCUGCUUAGACCUAACAUCUCAACCUCAAGCCACCCCCCCGGCCCCUCCCAAAUGUACACACCAGCCCAUUUUUCUAGCCUUUAGUAUGGGAUAGCAACUGAUCAGUUUUCAGCCUCUUGUAAUGUCACUCUUCCCACUUUUUGCUAAAGAACUGGAGUGGAAGCUGGGACUCAACUUCGAUAACAAACAGAAAACACUGUGAGGCGUCUUCAUACAUCAAAAGGAGCCAGUUGCAAAUCUCCUUCCCUAAUAGCGAUCCCCCUGCUUUGGAGGCAAAAAGGAAAGGAGAUUCCCCAAAGCCAGUGAUGCUGGGUAAAGGGUUGGCAAAUAAAGGUAUCUACUUAGUCCUCAAGCAGAGGUGUGGAAGGGAAUCAGAUGGAGGGAGCUUUAUCCUCAUCGGCACAACCUCCUUUCAGCAGACAGAGAUAUAUAGAGUUUAAAGCCAGAAUGGUCCACUAAGAUCAUCUAGUCUGGCAUCCUGCAUAACACAGGCCUGAGAACCUCACCCAGUAAUUUCAGUAACAAACCCAUAACUUCUGUUUGAGCUAGAGCAUAUUUUUUAGAAAGGUAUCCAGUCUUGCAUUAAUGUUAAGUGAUGGAGAACCCACCACAACCGUAGGUACAUUGUACUAAUGGUCAGUUGCCCUCACUGUGCAAAUCUACCUUAUUUCUAGUAUGAAUUUGUCUAGCUUCAGCUUCCAUCCACUGAUCUCAUUAUGCCUCAUUAAAGGCCCAUUUACUGUCAGAAAUCUCUUCCCCCUUGUAGGUACUUGUAGACCAUCAUCAAGUCACUUAUGAACCUUCUCUUGGAUAAACUAAAUAGAGCUGCUCUAGACUCUCACUGAAAGGCAGCUUUUCUAGACCUCAAAGCAUUUUUGUAGCUCUUUAUUGAAUAUUUUCCAAUAUCUGAACAUCCUUUUUUGAAGCACUGACAUGCUGUAAACAGAGGUAAGACCUCACCCCUACUCCUGCUUGAUAUUACCCUCUUUAUAAAUCUAAGGAUUACAUUCCCCCUCUUAGCUACAGCAUCACGUUGGGCACCCAUGUUUGGUUUAUCUACCAUGACUACUAAGGGUAUGUUUUUGCUGCAAAAUAAACCUCUGCAGCAGUGUCUCAGAGCCCAGGUCGACUGACUCGGGCUUGUGGGACUUGUGCUGUGGGGCUAAAAAUAGCCAUGUAGCCGUUCUGACUCAGGCUGGAGACUGGGCUCUGCAGACCGCUCCCCUUGCCCUUUACAUCUAGAUAUAACUGUGCAUCUGGCCAUGUCAAAAGGCCCAGCUUACCAGCUAGUCCAGUUGGUCUGUAUAACUGACCUGGCAUCUUCAUUAUUUACCACUCUACCUAUUUUCCUGUCAUCUGCAAAUACACUGAGACCCUGGAAUGGUCCCAGUGCCAGAAACUUCAUUCUGCUCAAACUGUACUCCGCACUGGAAUACAGGGAAUCAUUUGCCCUGUAAAUGAAGUAUGUGAUCAGGGCUGCUCCAGCUGAGAAUAGUGACUCUGACGCAUCCCAUUUCCUUCCACCAACUCUGCAUUGUCUAGGGAACCUCCUUCUGCAGAGUGUUCCCUGAGGGAGUCGUUUCCACUGGGCUAACCGCCCCUUCUUGCUGUUAAAAUAGGAUGGAGAGUCUGCCCCAGCCUGCAGUCUAGUCCUCUCCCUCUUCUCAGGUCAGCAGUCACACUUCAUCGCUGAGUGGGCAGCCCUGAGUUCUGGUAAGUGAAGGCUGCAAGUAAGUUUUGCCGAAUGGCUGGGAGUUGGAAUUGCCAAAUGUCAGGAAAUUCUGAGUUGAUAAGCCAGAUUAAUUGAAGCUGGUGUGGGGAGAGGGGUAAAUUUAUGCCCCAUUCCAGACUGUCCCCUUCUGUCCUAGUAGGUGAUCAUGCCAAGGGAGAUCAGACAGAUGUUUUGGGGUCUCUGUUGGAGAAGCAGUGUUGCCAGUUCUCAUGAUUUAAUUGCGAGUCUUGAGCUAUUUGGUGUUUUUUUUCCCUAAAACCCAGCUCCUGGAAUUGUGAUUAGGUGAGAAUCUCAGAUUUCGUUUCUUUUCUUUCAAAAAAGCAAGUUUCUAGCCCUGAUGAUUGUGGAGAAACUUGAAAAUGUUGCCUGAAUGAACCCUAAAGGCCCAGAAGGCAAAGAAAAGGAACCCUAAAUGUGUGGGGUGUUUUUUUUAAUCUUAUGAUUUGUUAAGCUCAUCUCAUGAUUCAUGGGAGCCAGAUCUAGGAUAUUUGAGGACUUGAGGUGGUCACUACUGAGAAGGGCAAUUUUCGUCUGGCAUCCCCAUAGGAGCCCUGCAGGCCAAGGCUGUAUAGAGAAUGUGCUGAAUCUAUACAUGCCACCAGCCUCCUCCCUUCCAGGCCAGCACUGUCUAUGCCGUGGACUGGAGCUGGCCUGAGGUGCUCUCUCUACUGGCCAUUUCCCCUGCUUUGACCCUCAAGGACUUUCUGCUUAGGGAAAGCUGCCCAAAACCACAGAGUCAUCGGCUUUAAGGCCAGACUUCUCAUAUAGCACAGGCCAAACAGGUUCACUAGUUAACCCUAUAUCAAGCUCAGGAAUUGGAGCCCUUUUAAAGCGUAUCUUACAGAAAGGCCUCCAGUCUGGAUCUGAAGACUCCAAGAGAUGAAGAACCCACCCCUUCCUGUGAAGUUUGUUCAAAUGAUUAAUCACCCUUUUAAAAACUGGUGCCUCAUUUCUAACUGACGGGCUUCAGCAUCCAGCCGUUGGUUCUUGUUCUGCCUCUCCCCGCGAGGUGAAAGAGCUUGUUAGUCCCCAGUAUUUUCUCCUUUGCAAUUACUUCUACACUGUAAUCAUGUCACCUCUUGGCUCUUGCUCUUCUUUAUUAAUUUAACAGACUGAGCUCCUCAAGUCUCUCCCUGUAGGGUGUUUCCCCAGCCCUUGCAUGGCAGUCAGCAGAGAACCUGAGUUGAAUUUAGCCCCGUGUGGGCCGGGCCUCCCUCACUCUGUGACUCCUUGCUCCAAUUCUGAGCAGCCCCUUUCCAGGCAGGCUUCCUGAGUUGAACUUUAUAACUUUCCAGGCUGCAGCAGGGGCCCACAAUGCAAUCAGACUCUGCUCCCUCCAGGCCUGAUAAAUUCCACCAGCUGUUCACCUUCUCCCCUUCACACAAAGGUCAGGCUUGAAACUUCACAGCAGUAGGGCUGAGACUCAUGCAGGGCUAAAGGCUGGGUAGGUGCCCAGCCCUCCAGCACCAUCCUGUCCUCUAGCUACCAACUUAAACAACCCCACUCACUCCCUAUUCCCAA